Molecule: messenger RNA, 1566 nt
Organism: Lathyrus sativus (Indian pea)
Lineage: Eukaryota; Viridiplantae; Streptophyta; Magnoliopsida; Fabales; Fabaceae
Source: the annotation of a GenBank genome assembly
AUGGAUGGUAAAAGAGCCAAUGAUGGGGUGAUAGUCCCCAGAAAGGGGAUAGGCAGCAGUAUGUUAAAAGAUACUGUAAACACUCGAAAUGGUCAAGUAUGUAGCCGCCUUGGUUGCAGCAGCAAAGUCGGCUCUUCUAAAGGUUCUCAAAUAGGUUCGUCUGAAAAGGGUAAAUCUUUGCGGCCUUCAUUUCGUUUCUCAUCAAAUGGUAAGGAAACAAUUGGUAGCUCCUCUAAAACUUCCUCGGGGAGUAGUAACCUAGGAAAACCCCAUAGGAAGCCUCAGAAAACGUUAUCGUCUCAUUUAGAGAUAGAUUCAUCUGAAACUAGUAGCGUACAAGAUGACCCAGAAGUUUCAAAGCCCUCACCUCCACCUGAAAAAAGUCAGAGGGGCCUUCAAGCAGAGGGUGAAACACGGGUCCAGGAAGUAGGGAGUUCUAGUGUAGCAUCUAAUACAAGAUCUAGGAGGAAUUUUCAUCCGAAACCUGGAUUACGUAGUCAAGAAAUUCAAAGCACUGGUCCAGGGACACGUGCUGGUACCAAUAGGUAUGGGUUAAGAAACCUCAAAUGCAACUCCGUCUCUGAUGUCGUCCCUGCCGGUUGUGCACCAUCAGAUUCAAACCUUAACAGAAGAAAUGAUUCUAUAAAAAAGAGGAAUUGUGAAGGGGAAAGUAGUUCUACAGCUAGAGGGAAAAAAAUUAGCGGACCCUCAGGCGAAGGACGAAAUUCUGUUUCCCGAAAUGGCAUAUCUAUCUCUGAUUCAAGAAUAUCUAGAAAUGCCCCUAACAGGGAAAGGCCAGACAACAACACGGUGUCUGUUAGGACACGAAGAUCAAUUGGCAGUCAUGCUAGGGGAAGGCUUUCUAGUCAAGGAAAUGCUAAUCCCGUGGUACCUAAUCAGCAGUCUCUUAUCAUGGUUCCUUCAUUUUCUCAUUCUGGCAAUGGUAAUGCCCUUGGUGUACAAGAUCGUAGUUCUUCGGAGACUCCUUCAAGUCCAAGCUCUUACAGUGGAGCAGGUACUAGCAGCGAGGAGUUAUAUGGUGUUAUAACUCCUACAGAAUAUAGCCUCACUCAUUCUCUAAUGAAUCGGGAUAGCUUUCGACGACGCUACAACAUGGAUGGUAUUGCAGAGGUAUUGUUGGCACUUGAGAGGAUUGAACAAGAUGCCGAGCUGACACACGAGCAAAUUCUUUUGCUGGAGUCCAACUUGUUCCUUACUGGAUUAAGCUUCUACGAUCAGCAUAGAGACAUGCGACUGGAUAUUGACAAUAUGUCAUACGAGGAACUACUUGCUCUGGAAGACAGGAUGGGGACUGUGAGCACAGCUGUAACAGAGGAAGCUCUCUCGGAAUGCCUAAAGAGAAGUUCCUAUCAAUACUCUGACAGUGCGUCUAAAGAUGAUAUCAAAUGCAGCAUCUGCCAGGAGGAAUAUGCGUUGGAGGAAGAAGUCGGGAGUCUGCAAUGCGAACACAAGUAUCACAUGGCUUGCAUACAGCAAUGGCUGCGGCUAAAGAACUGGUGCCCUAUUUGCAAAGCAUCAGUGAGUUCACCGCCGCCGUCCCACUAG